Microcebus murinus (gray mouse lemur) is the source of this 1742-nucleotide messenger RNA. The record is from RefSeq and is a predicted model, not a curated record. Lineage: Eukaryota; Metazoa; Chordata; Mammalia; Primates; Cheirogaleidae.
GCUCGCGAGACUGGAGAGUGGGCGGUGCGAGCGGUGCGAGCGGCGGUUACCUCAGGGGCGGCUUCUGUGAGGAAAACAAACGUUAUCCUCCAGUCGGCCGGAUACCAAUAUGAGCGGCCUGGGUGGGGUCGAGAGGACCCCUCUCUCCCAAACCCGCAGCCUCACCGGUUCCGACCAUGUCCCAGGAGGUCCGGACCCACACCAGUGCCUGAGCCUCCGCGACGAAACCGAGGCAUCACAGGUGAUGGCCGAGACGGGUGAGGGAAGCUUGGAGGCCGUCGCGUUCCCGUCGCUCCAGCUUUUAGGGGAGGGGGGCGUACCCCGGGAUCCCGCUGACAGUGGCCUUACUCCUCAGGUCCGAGUCGGUGGCGGUGGCAGUCGUGUAGCUGUCGGAGCUGGGCAGGAAGAGGCUCUGCCUCCCACAGAGGUCCUGGAAGCAGCCUCCGUGUUGGCGGCAGCUGAAAACAGCAUGAAAAACGGCUUUCAAGAUGGAGGAAAGGCCCUAAAAACCUGUGGUGCGGAGAGGCUGUGGUCUGAGGUGAUCCUGGGCGCGAAGGAGGAGGAUGUGAAGUCCGAAGAGUGCGCCACCCUCCCAGUAGCAAUGGAUGACGAGGGCAGGGCUGAGGUGGUGGAGGUAGAAGGAGUGAAGGAGAACGAGGUGGCAGAAGAUCCAAUGGAGGUGGAGGAGAAGCCAGUAGGUGAAGAAAUAGAAGUGGUGGAGGAAAACAGAGUGGUAGGAGAGGUGAAGGAGGAGGCAGGGCCCUGGCCUCUGAAUGUGGCUCUCCGCAUGGACCCUCUGGAGGCCAUCCAACUGGAACUGGACACUGUGAAUGCUCAGGCUGACAGGGCCUUCCAGCAGCUGGAGCACAAGUUUGGGCGGAUGCGUCGACACUACCUGGAGCGGAGGAACUAUAUCAUUCAGAACAUCCCGGGCUUCUGGAUGACUGCCUUUCGGAACCACCCCCAGUUGUCUCCCAUGAUUAGGGGCCAAGAUGCAGAGAUGUUAAGGUACAUAACCAAUUUGGGGGUGAAGGAACUCAGACACCCUAGGACUGGCUGCAAGUUCAAGUUCUUCUUUCGAAGAAACCCCUACUUCAGAAACAAGCUGAUCGUCAAGGAAUAUGAGGUCAGAUCCUCCUGCCGAGUGGUGUCUCUUUCCACCCCAAUCAUAUGGCGCAGGGGACAUGAACCCCAGUCCUUCAUUCGCAGAAACCAAGACCUCGUCUGCAGCUUCUUCACCUGGUUUUCAGACCACAGCCUUCCAGAGUCUGAUAGAAUUGCUGAGAUUAUCAAAGAGGACCUGUGGCCAAAUCCACUGCAGUACUACCUGUUGCGUGAAGGAGUCCGUAGACCCAGACGUCGCCCAAUAAGGGAGCCAGUGGAGAUCCCCAGGCCCUUUGGGUUCCAGUCUGGUUAACAUCUGCCCUUGGGAAUACUGCACAAGGUCCCCUGUCACCACCUGAUAGACCUGUGCUUGGGCAACAACAAUGGGUAACAGAAAAGGUCUAUCACUGCUAAGAAAUCUGAGUAUGGGUGAGCAAAACUGAGAUCAGAUGACUGUUCUGUUAAAAACAAGACUCCCCAGACUGUGGCUUCUUGAAACUGGGGAUUUAGCAAGAGGAAAAGAAUAUGUCUCUGUCAUAGAAAAGUCAUUGUUGGGUGCUGACUAUCUGGAAAAGAAAGGGGGACAAAGAACCAAAUUCUUUCUUACCAAAAUGUUCUAAUAAACUCUGUGUACUAAA